Molecule: messenger RNA, 1915 nt
Organism: Salvelinus sp. IW2-2015
Lineage: Eukaryota; Metazoa; Chordata; Actinopteri; Salmoniformes; Salmonidae
Source: RefSeq, a predicted model, not a curated record
AUGUCUGGUCAUGGACCCAGGCUGUCCAAGGUUAACCUCUUCACCCUGCUGAGUUUAUGGAUGGAACUUUUCCCCAAGGAGGAACCAGAAGACAUAAACCAGAAUGACUUUACGCGGGGUACAGGCCUGGUGGUGGUUCGGGACCAGAGGGUGGUGGGUCUCCACUGCUCCGGUCCAGAGCUCCACGUGGGGCAGGUAGCUGUGAUCAGACACGGGCCCAGGCUGGCUGCCUCAGACCUCUACUUCUCUAGGAGACCCUGCGCUACCUGCCUCAAGAUGCUUAUCAAUGCUGGGGUGAGCCGCAUGUCCUUCUGGCCUGGUGACCCUGAGAUGAGUCUGCUAGCGGUCAGGCCUAAUGGGACGGACUCCAUUUCCCAGGAGGCCAUGCUGGACGCCAUUGCGUCCGAGAAGCUGAAGUCCAACAGCCGGCCCCACAUCAGUGUAGUGGUGCAGCCCGUGGCCCCUGGCCUGCAGCAGUUUGUGGAGGAGACCUCCAGGGGGUGUGACUUCAUGGAGAAGGUGUCGGGGGAUGACCCAGAAUUGGACGCUGGGGACUUCUACUGGAAGCAGAGGAGACGGAACCUGGACACUUUCUCAGAAGAGUUCCUAAUCCCACACGAACAGUGCCACCGUGACAUUCUCACCAAAAUAGGUCUGGAGAACUUCUGUAUGGAGCCGUACUUCUCCAACCUGCGUCAGAACAUGAGGGAGCUGGUCGGUGUUCUGGCCUCAGUAGCUGCUAGUGUGCCUCUUCUCCAGCAUGGAUUCUACAGGAAGGACUCCCAGCCUGCAACCUCGGAGCAGCCCCAGCCUCAGGGGGUGUCCCAGGAGAUUGCCAGACACUGCAUCGUACAGGCCAGACUGUUGGCCUACAGAACAGAGGACCCUAAGGUUGGGGUUGGUGCUGUCAUUUGGGCAGAAGGGAAAUCAGGUGGUUGUGAUGGCACGGGGCGGCUGUACCUGGUGGGUUGUGGGUACAACGCCUACCCAGUGGGCUCAGAGUACGGAGAGUACCCCCAGAUGGACAACAAACAGCAGGACCGCCAGAGGAGAAAGUACCGCUACAUCAUCCACGCUGAGCARAACGCACUCACCUUCAGGAGUGACGAGAUCCGCGAGGAGGAGAACACCAUGCUGUUUGUGACUAAGUGUCCGUGUGAUGAGUGUGUCCCUCUGAUCCGAGGAGCUGGGAUCAAGCAGAUCUACACCACUGACCUGGACAGCGGUAAAGACAAGGGAGACAUCUCCUACCUCAGAUUCCACGGCCUCCAAGGAGUCCUGAAGUUCAUUUGGCAGAAGUCCUCUCUGGCCAGGAGAGCCUCUGAACAUGCUGGUCUUCAUCUAGCCAAUGGAUGUGUGGGGAAGCAUGGGAGACAGCCUGAACAGGCCCUUCAAUCCAAUAAGAGGUUACGGUCAGCAACAAACCCAGACCGUUCCCCUGUUUGUUGAACAAUGGUACCUGUAGCUUUCAGUCUGGUUUCACCAGGCUACGGUCCCCAGGCUCUUGUUGGCAUUGGAAACGUUUCAUUUAUCCAAUCGCAUAUUGAUCAGUGAUUCAAGUAAGGAAGGAUACAUUUUAACAAUGUUGGAAAUUCAAAGGCCUCUUUAUACUCCCCUGUAAUGGACAGUUUCAAGGAGUAAACUCAAGGUGAUUUUAAAGGACUGACUGUAUAGAUAUUUAAAAAAAAGUUAUUGCAAGGCUUGUAUGUAUAAGUGAACUGUAAAUGUGUGUUUCCUAAUUGUUUGUCUGAGGAGUUUACAAUGAAAGUUGUAUGAAGGCUACUGUUGAUUGUAGCUUUAAGUUUACUAUAGUUCUUCCAGACUUGAAGAAUCCAAGUCMCAUCCCAGCCAGUGCAGGCUAUCGCCACUAUAUUGCACUUUGCCUCAAAGGAUAAUAACUCCUAGACCCAUGCAA